AUGGAGCUGUUCCUGCUCUUAUUGGGUGGGUUCGUUGGACUGGUAGGGGCUCCUCCUCCUCAGAGAAUUCAAGUAGAACAGCAAGCUGCUCAGCAGAAACAGGAUCCAAGCUCGAAUAGGGCGCAACGCGAACAUCCGAACCCGAGCGAAACUGGACAGAAACCUAUGUAUGAAUUCACUUACUCUAAAUAUCUUGAAGAAGUCGUAAAGAUACUUGAAAGUGAUCCAAAGUUUUCCGAGAAACUUCGUCAAAUGCCGGAGGCUGAUAUCAAAGCUGGAAAAAUCGCUGAUCAUAUUGAUGACUUAGACAGCCAUGUAUUCGACAGACUGACAAAAGCAAAACUUGACGAGCUUGAACGGCUUCGAGAUCAAAUUCAGAAGCAAAUUGAGGUUUCUGUCGUGGAUGGAAUUUCUUGUGGCUUUUUACCUGCAUCAUUCUAUCCAUUAAAGGCUGAUGGCGGAGCGCAUAACGUGAAAAUGCCAGAGCAUCUGGAUGCCACCAACUGGGAGAAAUUCGGGAAGGAAGACCUUAGAAAAUUAAUCACUCGUACUGUGGAAGAUAUGGAAGCCAUGGACAAACAACGUCAAAAAGAGUUUAAGGAAUAUGAAAUGCGAAAGAAAGCCGAGGAUGAUCACAAACUUUCCCAGAUGAAUGAACAACAACGCGCAAAUGCCGUCCGCGAAGCUGAAGAAUCGAAGAAACGGCAUAAUGAACAUGAAAAGCUAAAGCACCCGGGAAGUCGAGACCAACUUGAGGAGGUUUGGGAGGAGACCGAUCGCAUGGACAAAGAUUCGUUCGAUCCAAGAACUUUCUUUGCUCUUCACGAUUUAAACGGUGACGGAUAUUGGAAUGCCGAUGAAUUGGAGGCUCUAUUCCAGAAAGAACUUGAAAAACUCUAUAACGAUACAGAUCCCGAUGACGACCCUCGCGAAAAAAUGGAAGAAAUGUAUCGAAUGCGAGAGCACGUAACAAAACAAAUGGAUAAGAAUGGCGAUCGUUUGAUCUCUCUUGAAGAGUUUCUCAAGGAUACAGAGGCUCAAACUCCGGAUAACGAUCCUGGAUGGAAAGACCUUGGAUGGGGAGAACAUGCCUAUGAUAUAACCACUACAGCACUUCCACCCGUGCAAACACAGCAAGUCUACCAGCAGCAGCCACAGCAAGUACACCCUCAACAGGUAAUCCUAAUCUUCUCUUUGCUGUUUCCGCAUUAUCUGCUUUGCUUUGAACAAAUUUUGUAA
This is a messenger RNA of Strongylus vulgaris, 1239 nucleotides long. The record is from the annotation of a GenBank genome assembly. NCBI's taxonomy places the organism in Eukaryota, Metazoa, Nematoda, Chromadorea, Rhabditida, Strongylidae.